This is a messenger RNA of Cynoglossus semilaevis (tongue sole), 5447 nucleotides long. RefSeq names its product pleckstrin homology domain containing, family A member 5. Gene Ontology annotation, cellular component: cytosol. NCBI's taxonomy places the organism in Eukaryota, Metazoa, Chordata, Actinopteri, Pleuronectiformes, Cynoglossidae. Gene Ontology annotation, molecular function: phosphatidylinositol-4-phosphate binding; phosphatidylinositol-3,5-bisphosphate binding; phosphatidylinositol-5-phosphate binding. The record is from RefSeq and is a predicted model, not a curated record. The coding region runs from base 279 to 4139 and encodes 1286 amino acids. The transcript has 29 exons.
UGGUUUCCAACCGGAUGUUUAUGUCUUUCCUAUGCAUAGUCUACGGAGCUCCAGUGUUGGUGCAAUGAAAAUAUCCAACGCAUCAAAGUUUUACGUAACUAUUGGAAGAUUUUGGCCGUUUGUUCACGUGUUAUGUUAACGUGUCAGAGACAGACAGAUAGUACCUGUCUAUCUGUCUGAGCUCUGCCCUCCUCUCCACCAUCUGCCGUUGCCAGGGUUUCCGUGUACUCGCUGCUGGGGCGAGCGGAGGCGCGUGAGUGUCACACAAACUGCCAGACAUGGCGGCGGAGCCACAGCCACACUGGAUUUCUGCUCUUCCGUCUUCUUGGAGUUACGGUGUUACUCGAGAUGGACGGGUCUUCUUUGUUAACGAAGAAGCCAAGAGUACAACCUGGCUGCAUCCAGUCAGCGCCGAGGCAGUGAUCACCGGCCACAGGAAAACUCCAGACUUACCAACAGGAUGGGAAGAAGGAUUUACCUUUGAGGGGGCACGGUGCUUCAUCAAUCACAAUGAGCGGAAGGUGACCUGCAAGCAUCCUGUCUCUGGUUUACCCUCACAAGACAACUGCAUCUUUGUUGUAAACGAACAAUCUGCCAUCAAAGCCCCGACGAAUGAGAAGAAGGACAAAGCACGAAGCAUCAUGAGUGAGGUCUCUAACGAUACGAUGGUCUCGGACCCCGCCGCAAACUCCAGCAGCCCUGCAGGCAGACCCUCAAGGCCUUCCAAAAAGAUUCACAACUUUGGAAAAAGAUCCAAUUCCAUCAGGAGAAAUCCCAAUGCUCCCGUGGUGAAGAGAAACUGGCUUUAUAAACAGGACAGUACGGGAAUGAAGUUGUGGAAGAAGCGGUGGUUCGUGUUAUCCGACCUGUGUCUCUUCUACUACAGAGAUGAGAAGGAGGAGGGAAUACUUGGCAGCAUCCUCCUACCAAGCUUCCGUAUAUCCAUGCUAUCUGUGGAUGACCACAUUAAUAGAAAAUAUGCCUUCAAGGCGACACAUCCCAACAUGAGGACCUACUAUUUUUGCACAGACACCGCCAAAGAAAUGGAGUCUUGGAUGAAAGCGAUGACAGACGCAGCACUUGUGCAUUUGGAGCCGACCAAGAGGAUGGAACCUGUAAAAGUAGAGCAGUGUGGUCCACAAGAAAUCAGCCACAUUGAGAACCACACGCAGCCCCUCACGCAACCUGAAAUCCUAAACAAUGAACGCAACCGUGGGGCUAACUUGGAGAGAACUCCGACCACUGUGACAAAAGAAGAGAGGAGGCCACAAGAUGCUGAACGCUACGGUUUCCCAACGGAGGGCAGGGACCGCGAGCGUCCACUCACUAAGAUCAACAGCAUCAAACUGCAGCCCGCGCAGGCUGCAGCUAUCAAAACCAACAUCGCCUCACCGCAAACACCCACCGAGGCGGAUGGGUCGGCCCAUCAUAGCCUGCAGGUUAACGGAUCAGGGGAACAGAGUCCGGCUGAUGCGGCGCGUGUCCCUCUACAGCAGAGUACUCCCAAUGAACCAGACCGGACACUGAGCAGGACCAGCUCCAUGCAGCAGCUGGAGCAGUGGGUUCGGACACAAAGAGGACGCAACCAGGAUGAUGACACCAGGAGCAUCACAUCGUAUCAGACACUGCCCAGAAACAUGCCGAGCCACCGGGUGUCUUAUAUGCCUCAUUAUGGAGAUGGCUAUCGCAGUAUGCCCAGGAACAGCAUGGCACAGCGGGACAGCAUCUGCAGUAUGUCUCCGUCGUUGUAUGACCAGCUCUUGGGCUCCUCCGCGCCGGACAAGCGGCGCUCCAUGCGCGAUGACACCAUGUGGCAGUUGUAUGAAUGGCAGCAGCGGCAGGCCUACACUCGGCAGCCAGGGCUGUACAACAAUAUGAGCAGCCCCAAAACAAUGAUCAACCUAUCAGAACAUGCGGCCCCGAAUCGCUCCAUCCCCCCGUCACCCUCCCAUGGUUCCCUGUCCAUGUACAACACAUACUCUCCAAUGAGGUCCUACAACAUGAACGACGUUUCCUCUCCAAACUACAGAAGAGACCUGAGCCUCGACAGACGGCAGCGUCCUAUGAACAAGUACGUUUACCCGCCUGAUAGACGGUCCAUGCCUACAGGGAUGCCAGUCCAGACGAUCACUGCCCAGUCUCUCCUUGGCAAAACACCCGAGGAACUGACUCUGCUGCUGAUAAAGCUGCGGCGGCAGCAGGCAGAGCUAAACAGUAUCCGGGAGCACACUGUAGCACAGCUUAUGCAACUAAACAUGGAUGGCGACAACCCAAAGAAUGAUGUUCUUUCUCAUCACCUCCAAAGGAACCUCAUGUUUUUGGACAAUCAGAUGAAGGAAAAUGACCCUUUAAUCGUCAUGACUCACUCUUUGAUUGAGAACUCUGCCCCAAGGCCACAACUGUACCAGCAAUUCAGUCAAGAUGAUUACAGAGACUCUGCCUAUAGCAGUUUGCCAGGAGAGGUGGACACUGAUACCAAACUAAGCAGGUUGUGUGAACAGGAUAAAGUGGUGAGAACACAGAAGGAAAAACUUCAGCAGCUCUACAGAGAGAAGCACACCCUGGAGACAGCACUGCUGUCGGCCAGCCAGGAGAUAGAGAUGGGCUCUGAUAACCCGGCUGCCAUGCAGAGCGUCAUCCAGCAGAGAGACUUGCUGCAGAGCGGCCUGCUCAGCACCUGCAGGGAGCUUUCCAGAGUCACUGCUGAGUUUGAGCGUUCUUCAAGGGAGUACGACAAGUUGGAAGGAGAUGUGAUUCAGUCUAAGAACAACCUGCUGGAGCAGUUAGAAGAGCUGGGAAACCCUCAGACGGAGCCACCCAGCCAGCAGCACGCUCGCAUCCAGAAAGAACUGUGGACGAUUCAGGACGUGAUGGAAGCCCUGAAUAAAAGCCAAGCCCAGAGAAGUGCUGUUGAGGGGACAGGAUUCUAUGGAACUAAGAACAGCUUCAGUAAUCAGAAAAAUGAGGAGGAAGAUGCUGUACCCCCACGGCCACCUCUCCCCCGCUCUUAUGAGCCCAACCCCUCCACUGGGCUGCCCAUGCCCUCUCACACUGGAGGGCGCUCCUCAUCACUCCACAGAGUGGAGGACAGGAAGUCCAAUCACAGGAAUGGCACUCACAGUGGUCCAGACUACAGGCUGUAUAAGAGUGAACCUGAGCUAACCACAGUCACUGAGGUGGAUGAAAACAACGGAGAGGACCGCUCAGAACAUCCAUCUGACAGAGAGCAUUUAGGAAGCAAAGGUUUAUCAUACCCAGUUGGUGUUGUCCCUCCUAGAACCAAAUCUCCAGUGCCUGAGUCUUGCUCCAUCGCUUCCUAUGUUACGUUAAGGAAGACCAAGAAGCCAGAACCUUUGACGGAUCGACCACGCAGUGCGGUGGAGCAGAUGUGCGCUGCAGAGUCUGGCCGACCGAGGAUGAGCGUGGAGGAGCAGUUAGAGAGAAUCCGUCGGCAUCAGCAGGGUGCCCUUAAAGAGAAGAAGAAAGGCCUCAGUGUCCGGGACAACCUGCCCACUCGAAGUCAAUCGUUUAACAGAGACACACGCAGCGUGCAGUCCCACAUGAGACGCAGAGAUGAGGUGAUGAGCAGUGACAUCCAGGCGCUGGAGGCCUCUCUGAGACGGCAGGACUUGGUGAGGGAGCAGGAGACACCGGCUGAGGAGAUUGCACGUCUCAAAGAAGCGUCACAGACCGACCACUUCAAUGUAGACCGAGAGCUGUCUUUGCCCGACAAAGUGCUGAUUCCUGAGCGUUACGUAGAGUCAGAACCAGAGGAGGCUCUGAGUCCAGAGCAGGAGGCUGACAAGCAAAGGAAGGUUGACCGCAUCAAAGCCCUCAUAGCAAGAAACAGCAUGCAGAAUACACUACCCGGUGUGCCUCUGAGCCCUGAGGAGGAGACUGAGGAGGAGGUGAACGUCCAGGAGAAGGAGAAGAUGAUUAAUAUCUCCUACGAACUGGCAGCUGAGGCUUCCAAACGCAGCAAGCUGGUAGCAGUGAACAGCCUGUCACCUUCAUCACUACCUAUUCCACCGUUGCCUAACUCGCCCCCUCAGCUCACUGACGGCUCUCACUUCAUCACAGGCUCUGGCCUCAGUGAAAUCGUACACAUGAAGGAAACGAUGGGGGAAGUAUCGACAUGAUGCGGUUCACUCCGACCCAAAGACGUCAGCACAACCCGUGGAGAGUAAGACUGGCCCGCUCUUUUUAAUGGGCUACUCAUAGACACAUCACCUAAACUUCACUGUGAUGUCCUAAACCCCUGUGCCACCAUCACCACACACACUUGGUUCUGUGAUAUCUCACUGCAGUUGCUUGGAGACGUCUUUACGUUGUGGUUCUCAUCUUUUAAUCAGAAUUCCUUUUUUCUCCUCUGCUUUUUAUUAUUUAAAUGGUUUUGUAAGGUUUGAUUCUCGGCCGGUGUCUGUUUACAUCUAUUAGGCUGAUAAACCAAGCUGUGUUUUCUAACUGGGUUUGUGAUGACAUUUACUUUCAACUGCUGCAUUUCUAUUGUCUUUUAAAAAGAUGUGCUUUCAAAUCAUUUAGGUUCAUGAUAGUCUCUUAAUAGUCACACAAAGGCCACGUUUAUUUGUUUAUUACACCGAACAUACAGUAUGUCCAUACAAAACAUUGGUGCAUCAAAGAUAUAUACUGUAGGUUCAUAUAAAUGAAAGGAGGAGCCUCCUCUCUUCUUCAUUGAUUGUCGUUUUUUUGCAGUCUGACACUUGCAAACCUUUCUAAUCUUUAGCCAAUAUUGGUUACAUCGUAUUUAAUGUGUUAAACUCCUGUUAUAAUGGAAUGCCCUUAAAGUAUCUGUUUAAAAAACAAAAAAAAAAAAUGUUGAAGUGAUGACCUUUCUCCCAUUUACACUCCUGAAGCUGAAAAAACACUUGGACAAAAGGUUUUUUGAUUCUGGCCACACUAUGUCAGAUGGCAGCUGCAGGAAACCCCCUUAUAUAAUUUCAGUGACGGUCAAGUCAGUGAGAGAAGGGCAAACCACAGAUUUGGUCUGUUCGGUUUUGAAGACAGAAACUGUGAUUAUUACAGUAUUUUAAGGGCUUUAGAACCCAGAUUUUUUUUAUAUAUGUUGGUGUUCAUAAGGAUGAAAAGAGUAUUUUACAAGUAACGUUUUAGCAAGCAGACUUUAUAGCUUAAAGGCAGAGAGAUAUUUAAAUUGAAAAACAUAACUUUCCCCCCUAUUUUAUCAUAUAUGAGUUUGACAAAUAUAUAUAUUAGCACAUGUAAAAAGCAAUAAAACUGUUUGUGAAUAAAAGAUUUUUUUUGUUUGUAAAAAGUGUAAUUAUCAAAGAUUUACUGUGUAUAUAAUGUACAUGGUAGAGCAGGAUGGAAGGAUGUAUCCAACAUGGUUAUGUUCUAUAUUUGAUUUGGAAAUGUUCAUAAACCAUCUGUUUUAUAACAUGUUGAAUAAAUGUUGCCAUUUUUAAUGUAUG